Molecule: messenger RNA, 3249 nt
Organism: Lethenteron reissneri (Far Eastern brook lamprey)
Lineage: Eukaryota; Metazoa; Chordata; Hyperoartia; Petromyzontiformes; Petromyzontidae
Product: moesin/ezrin/radixin homolog 1-like
Cellular component (GO): cytoskeleton
Molecular function (GO): actin binding
Source: RefSeq, a predicted model, not a curated record
UCGGCAAGCAAGAUGUUCCGUGCGACCCUUGGACCCGGCCCGAGAGGUCUCUGCUACGGAACACGAGAGGCGAAGUGGACCCCCAUCGUUGGUGCCAAGCGCCCGAGUUAGCGAGCGCCUAUUAACUCCGCAGUCAAGUCAGUGGCUGGCGUUGGCUGGUGGUGGUGCUGGUGUCGGUUGGCAGCAACUCGUACAGCGUUCCCGGGGCCCGUCUUUGUCUCACAUCUCAACUCCCUGCAUCAACAGCCCUCGCCAUGCCUGACCCGGUCGCCGUCAGAGUCCUAACCAUGGACGCCGACAUGGAUUUUGAAAUCCAGCCAACCGCCACUGGAAAACAACUUCUAGACCAGGUCGCUCGCACCAUCGGGCUCAAGGAGGUCUGGUAUUUCGGGCUCGCUUACAACAACAAACACGGAGACAAGUGGCUGUCCUUCAACAAGAAGGUGCUGUCGCAGGUGAAGAGCGACGCAAGUGCAGUGGCCACGCUGCGCCUCUGGGUUCGCUUCUACCCGGAGGACGUCGACGAGAUCAUCCAGGACGUGACCCUGAGGUUGCUCUACCUGCAGACGCAUCGCGCCGUGGUCAGCGACGCCCUCCACUGCCCGACGGAGACCUGCGUUCUCCUCGCGUCGUACGCGGCGCAGGCAGCGCACGGGGACCUGAGCGACACCACCGUGUACCAGAGUGACGAGGAGCUCCUGCCCGACAGGGUUGUGCAGCAGUUCAGCCUGAGCCGCGCGCAGUGGGAGGAGAAGGUGACGAGGUGGCACGCGGAGCACGUGGGCAUGAGCAGGCGGCAGGCCAUGGUCGAGUACCUGUCCGUGGCCCAGGAUCUGGAGGCCUAUGGGGUCUCAUUCUUCCCCAUCUCCAACUCGCAGGGCUCCCCCCUCUGGCUCGGAGUCUCCGCCCAGGGGCUGAGCGUCUACGUGGAGCAGGAUCUGCUGACUCCAAAGAUUGACUUCAUCUGGGAGGAGAUUGCAGUUUUGACUACCGAAGAAACUCGGUUCAUCAUCAAAUCCUGCGAUGAAGACUCACCUGACUUUGAGUUCCUGGUCCCGAGCGUGCGGGCCAACCGACGUGUGCUGUCCGCCUGCGCGGGGAACCACGAGCUCUACGCUCGGAGACACGGAGACACCCUCCCCGAGAUCACGCAGCUCCGCAUGGACGAGGGCAGGCCCCACCCCCGUGACCUCCCCCCGCUGCCCCACGGGGACCUCACGGACGGAGAGCGCUGGGGACACGAACAGCAGCAGCAGCACAACGGGCACGGCGACUCGCGCAGGUCCUCGUCGUCGUCAGUGUCGUCGGGGAUCUACGAGGUGCCCGACGAGCUGAAGAAGGUCCAGGACUCGAAGGUCGAGAUGAGGAACUCCCAGCUCAAGGCCGUGGCCGCCUCCCUGGUGGAGUCACGUGAGGGGCAGCAUCAGGGGCAGCAGCCCGCGAGGGAGGAGGAGGCGACGAUGCCUGCGGGGUCUCCGAGGGAGCCGACGCUGCACAGGGCGGCGCGCUUCCACACCCUGCGGCGCAUCCGCAGGGGCACCACCAAGCAGCGCAUCGACGAGUACGAGGCGCUGUGAGCGGUGGGGGUGACAGUGGUGACAGAGGUGGCGGUGGUGUGACGGUGGUGACGAGGUGACGGAGGUGACGGUGGUGUGACGGUGGUGUGACGGUGGUGACGAUGGUGACGGUGGUGACGGUGGUGACGAGGUGACGAGGUGACGGUGGUGUGACGGUGGUGACAGUGGUGGCGGUGUGACGGUGGUGACGGAGGUGACGGUGGUGUGACGGUGGUGACAGAGGUGACGGUGUUGACGAGGUGACGGUGGCGGACGAGGUGACGGCGACAGAUGGAUUAUGAUGUUGACGAUAAGCCACUUAGUUGAGGAGCUAUCGUUUGUGAUGGCCAGGGGGUCGCUUCUGAAAAAGACCUGCAUAGCGGCUCAGUGGGGCCUUGCCUGGUACAAUAAAACAUGAAUCGCAGAAGACAACUGUGAGGUGGACAACGGGGAUGAGUAUGGACGACUGAUGCAAGAUGGACAGUGACGAGAUGGACGACUGGGAGAAGGUGGACAAUGAUUACAACUGGGGCCAGGUGGACAACUGACGAGGUAGAUGAGUCACAAGGCCGGACAGACGGGAUGAGGUGGACACCAGCGAGUGGACCGUGAUGAGGGUGGACAACAGCAGAUAGACAACUGCAGAGGUGGACGACUGUGACGAGGUGGACAAUGAGGUAGCAGACACCUAUGAUAGGGUAGCCUUUUGAUUAUGACGUGGACAAUUAACAGACAGAAAGAGCUAACAAGCGCUUUAUUAUUCACGCUUUCAACCCGAGUUGGAAGAGAUAAAAAUCUAGACAGUUUCUAAUGGCAAUGAUAAAAUACAUUAUCGAGAAAAAGAUUGUAGCAUAAAGUAUCAUUUAGUUUCAAUGCGAGAGCUUUUGAAUAGUUUUAAAGUUGUGGUUGAAUUCUUGAAUCUUUGAGCGCCCGCCCAACACGAUUCUAAAACCGGCGGCGGCCAUUUUCUCCUACUAAACGAUGACGUUGCCCUGGGCAGCGCUGGCCGUCUCGUAGCCGGCCAAUCGCAUCCCUACUGCCGUGCCACUUGAAAACGUUUGAACAAAUCUAACAACGUAGUACCUUUAGACACCUAUUUAGAUAUUCCGCGUACAGGUUUCCCUCGGUUUAUGCUAUUUUGCCUAUAUGCGGCUUACCAAAAUUCGCUGCGUGCAGUUUGAAUUCACUCUACAUGCGGCUGUGCAGUCGUACGUGUGACUACAUUGUGCGUGUACUGUGUGUGCGCUACUCGCCAGGCAGUUGUCUCCUAGAGUGGCUUUGCUUUGUGCGCCCUUUCUUUGGAACACAUCUGCUACUAUUACGACUAUCGCGUAAAAGCGAGGAGAAACCUGUAAUGCAAUUUAUAACAAGCAAAAUGUUUCAUGAAGAUCCCGUUCAUAAUGGCCGUGUAGGACACAGAGCUCGGUAAGCUCUGGGGUUGUGGAUUCAAGCCCUGGUGGGUCUAAGUGUCCCUCUCUGUCACGGGGUUCAUGCACCGCUCUUUGCUCGGCUCACCAGAAUGGCCGUGUCUGGUUCACAAUGGCGAGGUCAGCUUCAAAGUGGCCGUGUCAAAGUCUUACUGGCACUAUUUGGUGUCAGGCUUAUAUAGCCGCCUUGCCAUUGCUGAUUAAUUUUAUAUAUUAGUAUGUUUCUGCCGCUGGUUUACCUUGAUUCGUGUAGCCUCCGCUAGGAU